This is a messenger RNA of Vicia villosa (hairy vetch), 2569 nucleotides long. RefSeq lists its product as uncharacterized. The record is from RefSeq and is a predicted model, not a curated record. The transcript is spliced from 2 exons. Bases 108 to 641 code for a protein of 177 amino acids. NCBI's taxonomy places the organism in Eukaryota, Viridiplantae, Streptophyta, Magnoliopsida, Fabales, Fabaceae.
AUCCAUUCAAAAUGAAAUCUCAAGUAUUUAAAGGAUACACAUACAUUCAUAAACAUAUAUUGAUUAAUCUUCAAGAUUAUAGUUUAAUUUACUUAUCAUCAUAGAAAAUGUAUGCAACAAGACUCCUUUCCAUGUACAAAAGAAAUCCAAGUGCUCUCUCAGAUCCACCUCCAUCAGGGCCAAAUUCAGGUUAUCUUGUGAUAUUUGAUGAAGAAGCUCAAACCUACUCUUGUUUUGGAUUAUGCAAGAACAAUAGAAUCAAGAAUUUUCCAUUCCCUCAGAACAAAUAUUUAACCAUCGAGUAUUCAGUAGGAGAAGACACUCAUACAGAAAAAGCUAUGUUCAUUCCAGUAUUGAAUCAACCAUUGUCUUCAAAUCGAUACUAUGUUUUGAAAAGGAAGGGGAAGAAUCAAGGGCAAGCUAGCACAAGUUCAAAGGAAGAGGACAAGGCCACAUGUUUAUGCUGCAGUUUUGUCCGUGAUGUUAAACCAAAGCCUUUGGAGCCUUUCGAUGAUUAUCAACAGGUUGAAAUAAUCAAAAAACGUUAUGGUUUUCAAGCAAAAUCGGUUGCUUCAGAUGGAAUUCCUCCUGGUUUAUUAAGGGAAAAAGGAUGGACACUUCAUGCCAAAAAUAAUAAAUGACAAAAAUCUUUGAAACCCUCACCUUAGAUUAACUUGAGAAAUACUCAAUGCUCCCGUGAUAAAAAUAGGUCGCAACUUAGGUUUCUAGAGUUAUUGCCUUUUGGGCCAAAAAUAUUGUGAUCCUUUCAACAUUAAAAGACUUCUAAGAUGAGUUUCAAACACAUAGAUCAUUAAGAAACAUAUCAUAAUCACUUUGUUUCAAUUGUCAUUUCUUAUGUUUUUUUUUUCUCAUUUUCUACUCCAAAAGGUUGAAGCAUUCACACUUUAAUAAGGAUGAAGUGGUAUUCUAUAUCCAUCCCUCACAUGCAAGGACCAAAUAUCUUAGGAAUCUUUUUCUUCUAUAGGAGUUGGUGUAGAAAUAUGUCACCCAGGUUUCAAUGACGAAGCAGAGGAUGGAGUUAAAGUAGGCUUAACCACGUGAGACAUGAUAUCAGUGAUGUAUGGAAACUCUAUUUUUAUGAACUAAAGAUUGCGUUCAGGGUUGUUGAAACGAUGGAGAAGGGUAUCAUGCCUCAUCUCAUGAUGAAUAGAUGUGAAAUAGUGGAUAGGGGUGAAAAUAGACUGGGUCGAGUUCGGCUUUGUCAAGCCUCAUCCUGGCCUGUCAAAAAAACUGAAGCCUAAGCCUGGCCCGUCGUUUGUGAGACUAUUUGUUUAAGAGAACUUAUGAAAACAAUGUUCAUCACGUGUUUUCAUCUUAUUUUCACAAGGUCUUUAAGAUAAUCAAGUUUUAUUUAUGUAUUUUAAUUAAAAGUACAAAACAUAACAUAAUGACAAUAAAAAGUUAUUCAUAUUUAUUUAAAUAGGCCGCUCUGAUAGACUUAAAAGGUUUUUUUUAGGGUCUGAGGCCUAGUCUUUUUAACUAUAUAGGCUUAUAAAAAAGUCUAGGGCUUUUCUCUUUAAAAAAAGUGUGGCCUAGCCUGAACCUGUAUAAACUAGUCUGUAGGCCCCUGUUAUCGGCCUGGCCUAUUUCCACCCCUAAUAGUGGACAUAAAAUGAGUUUAUGUUAGGUGUGUUGCACUUUUUAUGGUUUAUUGUGAAGGGGGCAUGUUCAUUAUUAGCCAUUAUAGUUGGAUGUGGUUUUGUAGGUUUUAGAAUUGGCUUAACACUAAGGGCACAUUUGGAUUGAUGGAAUGGAAUAUGUUUUUGGUAUAUAAUUAGACUCCAUUGUUGAAUUUAUAAAUAUUUGAUUGAGUGGAAUGGAAAAUAAUGGAAUUCAUUUCAUCCUAUUUCAUUCAAUCCUUCAAUUUUUAUUCCACCUAAAUUGGGAUGUAUGCAAUGGAAUAAGCUAAGUUGUUAUGUUUUGUUCCAUUAAAUUAUAAAAAAAUACACAAACAAUGAGAUGGAAUCUCUAUUUUAUUCCGCUUUACUCCACUCCAUUGUAUCAUGUUUCAUUCCGCUCUGCUUCGUUCUAGACCAUUAAUCCAAACAUAGCCUAAAGAUUCUUAUGUGAAGGAAUGAGAGAAUUCAAACUUUUUAAAACUUCACAUUAUCAAAUAUUUUCUCAAAUAGAGGUGUGAACAAGGGUAGUUACAAUUUCAAAACUCAACAAUAACAUAAAUAACCAACAACUUUUGCACUGCAAUGUAAAAGCCAACACGGGGAGAGUGAAGUUUUACACUAUGGUGUAGUUUUUAUUAUUUCAAGUAUGACAAUAUGACCAUUUUUGCCCUUCCUAAAGCAUGCCACCCGCCUUUUCAUUUAAAUAUCAACAUCAAGGAUUGUCUCUGUAACGCCCCGAAUUUACUUAGAAUUAUUUUCGAUUAGUUGUGAUUUGAUGACGUGUUAGUGUUUGUGUUAUCUGUGAUUUCUUGAUGUUUUGAUACCUUGGAUAAGGGUAGUUGCCUUAGAAUUUAUAAGGAAUGAAGUUAGAUGCUUUGGUGUGGGGUAUUGCCUUAAGAUUUAUAAUAAUUAAGGUCUUGUGAAAGAUU